AUGGUUUUAGUUCAAGAUUUGUUGCACCCAACUGCUGCCUCUGAGGCCAGAAAACACAAGUUGAAGACUUUGGUCCAAGCUCCAAGAUCUUACUUCUUGGAUGUUAAAUGCCCAGGUUGUUUGAACAUUACCACCGUGUUCUCUCACGCCCAAACUGCUGUUACCUGUGAAUCCUGUUCUACUGUUCUUUGUACCCCAACCGGUGGUAAGGCUAAGCUUUCCGAAGGUACCUCUUUCAGAAGAAAGUAA
Nakaseomyces glabratus is the source of this 249-nucleotide messenger RNA. RefSeq names its product 40S ribosomal protein eS27 (gene RPS27B). Gene Ontology annotation, molecular function: structural constituent of ribosome; RNA binding. Gene Ontology annotation, cellular component: cytosolic small ribosomal subunit; ribosome. The record is from RefSeq and is a predicted model, not a curated record. Lineage: Eukaryota; Fungi; Ascomycota; Saccharomycetes; Saccharomycetales; Saccharomycetaceae. Gene Ontology annotation, biological process: translation; ribosomal small subunit assembly.